AUGCCAGUCUCAUGCUCAGUGCAUGGAUGUACAAAUAGACAGAUACGUGGUUGUUCCCAACAUUUUUUUAAGUUUCCUUUAAAAGAUUCCAAUAAACUACAAUUGUGGAUUGAUGCAGUUAAGCGUAAAGGAUUUAAUCCGAAUAAUUCUAGUAGAGUGUGUAGUGACCAUUUUUUACGCUCCGAUUUUGUAGCAAAACCUGGAGGAAGUUAUAAAUUGAUGUUAAAAAAUGAAUCAGUUCCUUCCCUUCUUAUGUCUGGAAGUUUGGAACCACCUAAAAAAGUGUUUAAUACUGAAAUUAUUCAUGAAACACAACUACAAAGUACUAGUAUGACAAUUACACCUGACUUAAAUACUACUAUUUUGAAAUCACAGGAAUCUAUUGAAUCAGUUGCUAUUGAUUUAUCUAUCACUAGUACACCACCAAAUAUUAAUUUAACACCCAUCAAAACACCACACUCUAUAUCUCCUUUAUUAAAGACACCUUAA
This is a messenger RNA of Aphis gossypii (cotton aphid), 489 nucleotides long. Its product is annotated as THAP domain-containing protein 1-like. Gene Ontology annotation, molecular function: sequence-specific DNA binding. The record is from RefSeq and is a predicted model, not a curated record. The transcript has 2 exons. Lineage: Eukaryota; Metazoa; Arthropoda; Insecta; Hemiptera; Aphididae. The coding region runs from base 1 to 489 and encodes 162 amino acids.